CGCAAACUGUUGCGGGCUACGGGACGAUGAGGGUGCCGGUACUUUUGUUUUUGGUGGCCCUAGUGGCGGUGAGGGCGGCGCCCCGGGCAGAGCCUCAAACAGCAACUGCAGCAACAACAACUGGUGCUCAACCCGCGGUGAAGAAAAUCAUCACCACCACCACUACAGAAGAAGUUGAAGAAGAUGAGGAAGAUGACUAUUACUACGACGAGGAGGAGGAAACCACUUCCACCACCAGCACUCAGUCUUCGAAUAACCAGGGUUCUGGUUCUGAAGUUAAUGGGAAACAUAGAGGACAUGGACAUAGAGGGGGAAAAGGUCAUCAUGGGGCUAGAAGAAAGGGCAGGAGAAAGGCAGGGCAUGGCAGAGUAGGUCAUGGUAAGAAAAAAGGAUGUCAUGGUAAAGUUGAAAAAGAGGAACAUAAAGCAAAAGGAGGCUGCAAGGGAAAACAACACCAAGAGGAGAAGAAAGAAGAGAACCAUCAGAGAUCUGAGCAGAAUAAUAAUAACCAAAACACUCAAAACAAUAAUGUAAAUAAUAAUCAACUGCAAGUUACGACAGUCAAUAGAAAGACUGCAAACCAAACUAAGCAGCAUAAAGCCAAAACUACUAAGAAGAUAAUUUACACGACUACAACCGAAGAAAUUGAGGAGCCUGCUACUGUAAACCCUAAUGGAUCGAGCAAUCCUGGUAAUGGUAAUGCAGGAACUGGUAACACUGGUUCUGGAAACACUGGAGCGAAUAAUUCUGGCAAUAAUGGAAGCAAUUCAGGAACUGGAUCUGGCAGCACUGGUAAUGGCGGGGAGAAUCCAGGCACUGGCGCUGGCAACACCGGUAAUGAUGGAGGAGACUCAGGUUCUGGCACUGGCAAUACUGGCUCGAAUAAUCCAAGCGAUGGCGGAGGCCACGCAGACAAUGGAAGUGGCAACUCUGGAGAUAAUGGAGGAAAUGCCGGUACUGGAGCUGGCAACACUGGUACGGAAUCCAGCGGAGUUGCUUCGAAUAAUAACCAAUCUGGAGGCGAUUUUACAAAGAUUUCAAAGUCGCUUGACAUGUCUAAAUCUUCAAAUUCUGGUAGCGGAAGGAGUAUCGUCCAAAACGGUGAUACCACCAAAAUUGGUAGCUCAUCGUCUAGCGGAGCCACUGCUGGUACUGGCACUUCUAUAUCAUAUGCUGAUGCCAACGGAGAACAGACUGCUGCUACUUCUGCCAAAGCCGGCGCGUCUGCUACUGCUGACGCUGAGAUAGUUGCUGACAACGUGACAGGGUAUAAAACUACAUCUUCCAAUUCAAAUGAUUCUAAAACUCAGUCAGCAUCGAAACUGACCAAAACUAAUGACAUGACCAAGACUGAGGCUUCGUCAGUAGCCGAAGCAAAUGCUGCAGCUGCUGCCAGCGCUUAUGCAAAGACAGCCAAUGGCUACGUGUCUAAAGAGAGCGAAUCUAAAGCGCAUAACCUCAACGCUGAGUCCGCUUCAGUAACCAAGAACGCAAAUGGAAGCACUGUUAAGGUUUUUAAAAAGGAAAGCAAGUCUGAGGAGUCCAAGUCUGAGAGGCAAGAAAGUCAAACGGUCAUCACAAGCUAGACUGAUUUUUAUUUGUUAAAAAUAAAGAAAAUUAAUUUAUUAA
Molecule: messenger RNA, 1629 nt
Organism: Ostrinia nubilalis (European corn borer)
Lineage: Eukaryota; Metazoa; Arthropoda; Insecta; Lepidoptera; Crambidae
Product: protein rtoA-like
Exons: 3
Coding region: 27-1586 (519 amino acids)
Source: RefSeq, a predicted model, not a curated record